Alternaria hordeiaustralica is the source of this 441-nucleotide messenger RNA. RefSeq lists its product as uncharacterized. The transcript has 2 exons. The coding region runs from base 1 to 441 and encodes 146 amino acids. NCBI's taxonomy places the organism in Eukaryota, Fungi, Ascomycota, Dothideomycetes, Pleosporales, Pleosporaceae. The record is from RefSeq and is a predicted model, not a curated record.
AUGGGCGGCCAUGCCUUCAAAGGACUGUAUUGUCCCCGCAUCUCCCCAUCGGUCUACGAGAGGGUCAAAGCAGAGACGAAAGCCGCGCUGCAGACUGUCUUCGCGCAAGUCGUGGUACCGACUGAGAUGCCCGGCAAGGAUGACUACGGCGACGUCGACUUCCUAGUCUGCUCCCCUCUCCACUCCGAAGGCACCACCACACUCGACACAUUCCCCUGGCAAAGCACCGUCUCCCUUAUCAAAGACGUCCUCGAUACCAUACAUGGGCGCCAAGGCUUUCUCACCAGAGACUGCAUGUACUUCGCCAUCGACUCGCCCCACGGCGAAGAGAACUACUUCAUCCAGAUUGACGUCAAGGUCUGCUUCAAGCCGGAGUUGUUCCACUGGUCACUUCGAGCUCAACUACGCAAGCAACAGCAAGAUGACCGGCAGUAUGGUUAA